Molecule: messenger RNA, 2127 nt
Organism: Ochlerotatus camptorhynchus
Lineage: Eukaryota; Metazoa; Arthropoda; Insecta; Diptera; Culicidae
Gene: ras
Product: Inosine-5'-monophosphate dehydrogenase ras
Exons: 6
Coding region: 219-1751 (510 amino acids)
Biological process (GO): GTP biosynthetic process
Cellular component (GO): cytoplasm
Molecular function (GO): IMP dehydrogenase activity
Source: RefSeq, a predicted model, not a curated record
UUCAGUUUGUGGCAUGUAUUUUUGUUGUACGGUCACAACCAGAGAGACGGUUCUGCUGAAUUCAAUUUUCUUAGAUUUUUUGCAUUAUUUGCCUAUAAAGUUAAUACCGGUGCUUGAAGGUGUUUUCUUUACGUCAGCUGCUAUCCAGGUUGGAGAUUUUGUAAGCAACUGAAGCUGAAUUCAUAAGAGCAAACAAAUAUAUUCUUUUGGACAUUUCAAUGGCAAACGGAGUCAACCUUCAAGAUGGUUUGUCCUGUGAGGACCUUUUCCGUAAUAGCGAUGGGCUGACGUAUAACGAUUUUAUCAUUCUACCCGGCUACAUCGACUUUACAGCCGACGAUGUAGACUUGUCGUCUCCUUUAACCAAGAAGAUUAUGUUGAAGGCUCCGCUGGUGUCUUCACCUAUGGAUACGGUCACCGAAGCGGAUAUGGCAAUUUCGAUGGCGCUAUGUGGUGGUAUCGGAAUCAUUCAUCACAACUGCACUCCGGAGUUCCAAGCCAACGAGGUCCAUAAGGUCAAAAAAUAUAAGCAUGGAUUCAUUCGUGAUCCGAUGGUUAUGAGCCCUGACAAUACAGUAGCCGAUGUUUUGGAGGCCAAGAAAAAGAAUGGCUUUACCGGUUAUCCUAUUACUGAGCACGGUCGACUUGGAGAACGAUUGUUAGGCAUUGUUACAUCAAGGGAUAUUGAUUUCCGCGAAGAAGACGUUGGUCUUAAGCUCAAAGACAUUAUGACAAAAGUUGAGGAUAUGGUAACAGCACCGAGUGGAGUAACACUGCAGGAAGCCAACCAUAUUUUAGAAAAAAGCAAGAAAGGAAAACUGCCGAUAGUGAAUAAAAAUGGUGAAUUGGUUGCCCUUAUAGCUAGGACUGAUUUGAAAAAAGCAAGGAGCUAUCCGAAUGCAUCUAAAGAUAGCAACAAACAACUACUCGUUGGCGCUGCAAUUUCAACCAGGGAAGAGGAUAAGGAGCGCCUUGAACUCUUGGUACAAAACGGAGUUGACGUAGUUGUACUAGAUUCCUCCCAGGGCAAUUCAUCUUACCAGAUCAAUAUGAUUAAAUAUAUCAAACAAAAAUAUCCCGAUUUGCAGGUUAUCGCUGGAAAUGUGGUAACUCGCCAACAGGCGAAAACUCUGAUUGAUGCUGGAUGUGACGCACUACGCGUUGGAAUGGGUUCUGGGUCCAUCUGCAUUACCCAAGAGGUCAUGGCAUGUGGGUGUCCCCAGGCAACUGCCGUUUACCAAGUCAGUAGAAUUGCACGAGAAUUCGGUGUUCCGGUAAUCGCAGACGGAGGCAUACAAUCUAUCGGACACAUCAUGAAGGCUCUUUCGUUGGGGGCAUCUUCAGUGAUGAUGGGAUCGCUGCUCGCCGGUACUUCAGAAGCUCCUGGUGAAUAUUUCUUCAGUGACGGUGUUCGGCUGAAGAAGUACCGAGGAAUGGGCAGUCUUGAAGCAAUGGAGCGUAAAGAUGCGAAAGGAGCUGCUGGUGCACGUUAUUUCCAUACCGAUAUUGACAAACUGCGUGUAGCCCAGGGAGUAAGUGGAAGCAUCGUCGACAAAGGAUCUGUUUUAAGGUUUCUGCCCUAUCUGCAGUGCGGAUUACAACAUAGUUGCCAAGAUAUUGGCACCAGAUCUCUACACAAUCUGAAGGAAAUGAUUUACAAUGGAAAGCUGCGCUUUAUGAGACGUACUCACUCAGCACAAGCUGAAGGCAAUGUACAUAGCCUGUUUUCUUAUGAGAAGAGACUGUUCUGAGAGCAAGAUAAACGAUGAGUGAACUAACCGAACUAUUUUUCUUUUUGGUUCAUUUUUGUACCUUAAUCUGCUUAUAUUAAUGGAUUAAGUUAAAUGUGUCAAAUGUCUGUCUUAGUGAAAGAUUUACCAGAGUAGUUUGGAAAAACCAUCCAAGGCGAACGAAUAUUGUGAGCAAGAAAUCUUAAGAGUAAGGUGAAUGGAACGAAUCGGCUUAAAUUGUAGAUACCCACUUGGUUUAACAUUUUCUCAGCCCCGCUAAAUUCAAAGUAUUGGAAUUAUCUUUCUAAAAAAUAUAGCUAUUAGAGUAUGAAUUAAGGCAGUACAUGUUUUAUAAAUUAUUUUUUUUUAAACUUUAUUAGGUUUUAUACACAAUAAA